AUGACGGUCGCGCGCCCCAGGCAGAAGCAGAUCGACGGCAACUACUUCCAGACAAAGCCCUACCUAGAUGUCUGCAACCGCAACCGCAAGACCGACCUAGUGAAGGCGGCGACACUGGCCUUCCUAUCCGGCAAGGCCCGCCAGACCAUCGCCCCGAUCCAGCGCAUCAAUCUCGGCGUCGCUCGGCCCGAUGUCCCUCAGGGUGCGCCCUGCGUUGCCGGCAUCUUCCACGCCCAACACGCACUUCUCUAUGUUAAACAGAACGGUACUGGCGAUGCUGUAGGCGAUCACCAGCGGUGGCGAGUCCAGGAAGACCUACUUCGUAUACGGGUUGGUGCGGGCAGCAAUGACAUUACACGGUUUGGAGGUGUUAGUGCAGCUAGUAAUGGCAGCAAUGAUCGCCGUGCCAUCCAGCAUCAGGCCAUAUGA
Molecule: messenger RNA, 429 nt
Organism: Thyridium curvatum
Lineage: Eukaryota; Fungi; Ascomycota; Sordariomycetes; Thyridiales; Thyridiaceae
Exons: 1
Coding region: 1-429 (142 amino acids)
Source: RefSeq, a predicted model, not a curated record